This is a messenger RNA of Meriones unguiculatus (Mongolian gerbil), 2395 nucleotides long. RefSeq names its product aldehyde dehydrogenase 1 family member B1 (gene Aldh1b1). Bases 227 to 1786 code for a protein of 519 amino acids. The transcript is spliced from 2 exons. NCBI's taxonomy places the organism in Eukaryota, Metazoa, Chordata, Mammalia, Rodentia, Muridae. The record is from RefSeq and is a predicted model, not a curated record. Gene Ontology annotation, molecular function: aldehyde dehydrogenase (NAD+) activity.
GAUGGCAGGAUAGGAGAAUUCACCGCGCCUGGCCUGUACCCGUGGGCGGUGCCCGGAGCAGGCGGAGCUUAGCUGGCAGCGGAACCACAUUGGCUGCCUAGAGGAUAAGCGGAGGCGGGUCUACACCGCGGCAGAACUGACCCAACAACGCGAAACCCUAAGGUACCGGAAUUUGAGCCCCAGCGCGACUCCGAGCCUGAGCCCCGGCCCACAGCAGGUCCGCAGCAUGCUGAACAUGCGAUUCUUGGUGCCCCGGCUGCUCUGCCUCCAGGGCAGGCCUACCACGUACUCUACAGCGGCUGCUCUCCCAAAGCCGAUCCCAAACCCAGAGAUUCGCUACAACCAGCUGUUCAUCAACAACGAGUGGCGCGACGCGGUCAGCAAGAAGACCUUCCCCACAGUGAACCCCACCACAGGCGAGGUCAUUGGGCAUGUGGCCGAAGGAGACCGGGCGGAUGUGGAUCUGGCUGUGAAGGCAGCCCGGGAGGCCUUCCGCUUGGGGUCCCCGUGGCGCAGGAUGGACGCCUCAGAGCGGGGGCGGCUGCUGAACCGCCUGGCUGACCUUGUGGAACGGGACCGCGUGUACCUGGCCUCACUAGAGACCUUAGAUAACGGGAAACCUUUCCAGGAGUCUUAUGUCUUGGACCUGGAUGAGGUCAUCAAGGUGUACCGUUACUUUGCUGGCUGGGCUGACAAGUGGCACGGUAAGACCAUUCCCAUGGAUGGCGAGCACUUCUGCUUCACCCGGCAUGAGCCGGUGGGCGUCUGUGGCCAGAUAAUCCCCUGGAACUUUCCGCUGGUCAUGCAGGGUUGGAAGUUGGCACCAGCACUCGCCACAGGCAACACCGUGGUCAUGAAGGUGGCAGAGCAAACCCCACUUUCUGCCCUGUACUUGGCCUCCCUCAUCAAAGAGGCAGGGUUUCCCCCGGGCGUGGUGAACAUCAUCACUGGCUACGGCCCCACGGCGGGAGCUGCCAUUGCCCAGCACAUGGACGUGGAUAAAGUUGCCUUCACAGGCUCCACAGAGGUGGGCCACCUGAUUCAGAAGGCUGCUGGGGACUCCAACCUCAAGAGAGUCACGCUGGAGCUGGGUGGGAAGAGCCCCAGUAUCGUGCUGGCCGACGCCGACAUGGGUCACGCUGUAGACCAGUGUCACGAAGCCCUGUUCUUUAACAUGGGCCAGUGCUGCUGUGCAGGCUCCCGGACUUUCGUGGAAGAGUCCAUCUACCAGGAGUUUCUAGAGAGAACCGUGGAGAAGGCCAAGCAGAGGAAAGUGGGGAACCCCUUUGAGUUGGACACCCAGCAGGGGCCUCAGGUGGACAAGGAGCAGUUUGAACGAAUCCUGGGCUACAUCGGGCUUGGAAAGAAGGAAGGGGCAAAACUUCUCUGUGGUGGGGAGCGUUUUGGGGAUCGCGGCUUCUUCAUCAAGCCCACAGUCUUUGGGGACGUUCAGGAUGACAUGAGGAUUGCCAAAGAGGAGAUCUUCGGGCCCGUGCAGCCUCUGUUCAAGUUCAAGAAGAUUGAAGAAGUGAUCCAGAGAGCCAACAACACCAGGUACGGCCUGGCUGCAGCCGUGUUCACCCGAGACCUGGACAAAGCCAUCUACUUUACCCAGGCUCUGCAAGCUGGCACGGUGUGGGUGAACACCUACAACGUCGUCACGUGUCACACGCCCUUCGGAGGCUUUAAGGAAUCCGGUAACGGGAGGGAGCUGGGGGAGGAUGGGCUUAGAGCCUACACCGAGGUGAAGACGGUCACCAUCAAGGUUCCUGAGAAGAACUCCUGAGGAUGACGACCCGGGAGACCCAGCCCUGCCCUGCAGUCCCACAGCACCCAGCUAGCGGAUGGCCAACUUUGAUUUUAGCCCGAGUUCCUAAUGAAGUGUUACCAGAAGUGUCAGCAAAUAAGUAGUUAAAUCAGGACUAUUCUAUCGAAAGCAGAGAUGGUGGCUGUGCUCAGAGCACGGCCCACCUUGUCCCCAGCUCCCACCUCACAGAUGACCUUUGAGUUACUGCCAGGGAACCUUAGGAGCCUCCAGAAGGCAUAUCAAAAGCCGUUGACCACGGCCAUAAGAAGGAGUGAUGGACUGAUCCAGGAGCCGCAUGAAUGAGCCUCAAGGCCAGAAUGCUAAGCGAAAGAAGCCAGCUACACGAUGAGAUGCCCAAACCUACAUCUGUAGUAGAAAGUAGAUCAGUGGUUAGCAGGGUCUCGGGAGGGGAGGAAGGGAGUGACUUCUGGAUACGGGGUUCCUCUUGGUGAGGUUUUGAAAAUGUUGUGGAAUUGGGCAUCGGACAUGGUUGCACAACUUUAAACUGAUUUACUGCCAAAUUGUGCACUUAAUUAGGGUAUUAAUUUUAUUUUAAAAUUAAAACAAGCUCAAUGUUCUACUUGCAAA